UGACUCAAUCUUUUCCACCAAGGAGGAGCUAAACAUCUGCCCACGUCUCCAGAUUCCACAUCGCGAAGCACGCAGACAGGCGAGCCAGCCGACAAGCAGAGGCGGCGCCCGGGCUCCCCGUCCCCCUCCCGGUCGCCGCGACCCAGCUUUUCCUCCUCUGCUCGCAGGGGCCUGGCAGGCCGGAGACCAGUGCGCCGGGACGCCCAAACCAGACACCUGCAAGAUGCUGUCACAAAUGUGGAGAAGCAUUUUGGGGAGUUGUGCCAAAUCUUUGCUGCUUAUGUGCGGAAAACUGCCAGACUGCGAGACAAAGCAGACCUCCUGGUGAACGAAAUCCACAUGUACGCCUCUACGGAGACCCCAAAUUUAAAGCAAGGCCUGAAAAACUUUGCUGAUGAGUUUGCCAAACUUCAGGAUUAUCGACAAGCACAGGUUGAAAGACUUGAAGCCAAAGUGGUUGGACCUUUGAAAGCUUAUGGAGCAAUUGUAAAAUUGAAACGGGAUGAUCUCAAAGCAGCAUUAACAGCAAGGAAUCGAGAGGCUAAGCAAUUAACUCAAUUAGAAAGAACGCGUCAACGAAACCCAUCUGAUCGACAUGCAGAAGCCGAAUUACACAUAGCUUCAACAGAUGUUACCCGAACAACUCGUCAUCUGGAGGAAACUAUUGACAAUUUUGAAAAGCAGAAAAUAAAGGAUAUCAAGAAUAUAUUUUCAGAAUUUAUCACAAUCGAAAUGUUAUUUCAUGGCAAAGCGUUAGAGGUCUACACUGCAGCUUACCAAAAUAUACAAAAGAUUGAUGAGGAUGAAGAUUUAGAGGUUUUCCGAAAUUCUCUGUAUCCACCAGAUUAUCCGUCGCGUUUAGAUAUUGUAAAAGCAAAUUCAAAGUCACCUCUUCAGAGAUCACUGUCAGCUAAGGGUAUAUCUGGAACAGGACAGGUAUCUACCUGUCGAUUAAGAAAGGAUCAACAUGCAGAAGAUGAUGAUGAUGAAGAGGUAGACUUUACAGAAGAAGAAAAUUAAUUUUAAGUUAAUUUUCACAUGUCAUUUAAUUCUACUCACUUGAUAAACAAAAAAUGAAAUCCUACCAUAAACAUAAAAAUAAAUUCAUGCUGACAAAAAAUUAAGGUUAUAAAAAAUAAUUUCAAUAUCUUCUCUAAUGGUAUAUGUUUUUUUAUGUAAGUUCCAUUUUUUAAGAAGAUUUUAUAUUUUAAAGCAUUUCAUAAUGCACUGUACUUUGUUCAGUUGCAACAAUAAGGGACUAAAAAUGAAAGAUUUAAUAAUUCCUCUUAGCUUCUUCAACAUUAAGACUCCAUGUUUUGAACAUCAGAAAAGGUCUGAUUACAUACAAAUUUUAUUCCAUGAAACUUAACUUUUGUACCUUUAACUUCAGUGACUGUAUUCAAAUAAAGGAAAUGAGGCAUUAUAUCAGGUGUUAUAAAUAUGAAGCUUAAAUUUUAAGCUUUAAAAAAGCCACAUUCAACUUGACAUUGGUUUUAAAACAAAACUGCUAUCAUACUGUCACUAUAUGGUAAAUUAGAAAGCUAGUAAUUUGUUGGAAUGUUGCCUCAUUAUGUUUCAAAGAUAAAUUAUUAAAAGCUAAAAAUCUGUCCAACCUAUCAUCUAGAUAUAAGAGUAUAUAGUUACUCUUAUUCCUAAUGAUACAAGCCAAUUUAAUCAAACUUUUCAAUGUAUUUGCUGCUUUUGUUUCUUCUGGUGAGGAAUUAAUACUUCUGUGACUUCAUGGAUCCCACUCAAGAUACAGAAAAACUGGAAUUUAUAGUCAUUUGGGAAAACUGGAAAAAGCAAUUACUGUAUUCACAACAGGAAAAAUAAACUUUCUAGAAAGUA
Messenger RNA from Cavia porcellus (domestic guinea pig), 1848 nucleotides. It is a transcript of the gene Cibar1, whose product is annotated as CBY1 interacting BAR domain containing 1. The record is from RefSeq and is a predicted model, not a curated record. The transcript has 8 exons. Lineage: Eukaryota; Metazoa; Chordata; Mammalia; Rodentia; Caviidae. Gene Ontology annotation, biological process: cilium assembly. Bases 340 to 1020 code for a protein of 226 amino acids. Gene Ontology annotation, cellular component: ciliary transition zone; ciliary basal body.